CAACAGAUACCUUUUUCUUUGAAUCUCUUCAGUGUUGAAAAACCUUAUGUGGUUGGAACAUUUUCCACCUCAAAAAUAUCCCAAUUCUUGAUAAACGUUUUCAAGAAUUGUUUUUUUCCACUUUUUUCUUACAUUCUAUUACUUUGCCCCUAAUAAAAAUACCCAACUUGUUGAAAUUUCAACUAUAAGGGGCAAUUUACUUGUCAAUCUUCAGUUUUCUUGGAACCCCAUUUCAGUUAUUCUCUUGUUUUCAUUUGGGUAUCUCUUGAUUUCUUGAACUUUUUUGUUUCUAAAUCUUGGUUGUUGUGGGGAAAAAUGGUGGGGGCUUUGUCUGUUGUGGGUUCACCUAUGGUGGAUGCCCAUUCUAGCCCUUGUUUGUGUUUGGAUGCUCUGCCUACUUGUAAUUUGGGUAUUGGGGAUUCACUUGUUAGGAAGCAGAAGCAAUUGCCAAGAUUGGGAACAAUGGAAUUGAGUACUUCUUUUGUAGAUUUGAGGUUUUCAGCAAAAUGUGUUAAGGGUAAUUACAAGAAUUUGAAGAAACAGACAAAGGGUAGGAAGAACCUUAGGAUUGUUAAUGAUUUAGGUGGACAGUAUGAAGAAAGCUUUAGUGACAUUAAAACACAAAUUCUCAACUACUUCACAUAUAAAGCAGUGAGGACUGUUUUGAACCAGCUUAAUGAAAUGAACCCUCCACAAUAUCAUUGGUUCAAUGAUUAUGUUACAGCAAAUAAGCCUAGUGAUGGAAAGCGUUUCAUUCGUAACCUUGCAAAGGAGAAGCAAGAACUCGCUGAAAAGGUGAUGGCAACACGGCUCAGUCUGUAUGCGAAAUGGAUAAAAAAAUGUGAUCACGAGGAGAUAUACAACCGAAUAUCUGAUCAAAAUGUGGAAGUGAUGCGUGAGCGACUCAUGGAGACUGUGAUUUGGCCAUCGGAUGACACGAACACUGGGAUGAAAUAACUUCAUUGGCCAUUGCAUGCUGUUGAUUUCACUUCACUUUUCUCUUUCAGAUUCUGUUUCUAUUAGCUUUUCCACUGAAUAUUUCCAGUAAAAGUUGAUGUUGUAUUCUUCUCAGAUCAUUGGGGGUUCUUGAACUUAAAUUGUAUAUAAAAAGGGACUUUGUAUAUCAUAUUCAGUAUAUUAUUUUAGUGUUAGUUGA
This is a messenger RNA of Solanum pennellii, 1156 nucleotides long. RefSeq names its product chaperonin-like RbcX protein 2, chloroplastic. The record is from RefSeq and is a predicted model, not a curated record. Gene Ontology annotation, biological process: ribulose bisphosphate carboxylase complex assembly. Bases 316 to 957 code for a protein of 213 amino acids. The transcript has 5 exons. NCBI's taxonomy places the organism in Eukaryota, Viridiplantae, Streptophyta, Magnoliopsida, Solanales, Solanaceae. Gene Ontology annotation, molecular function: protein folding chaperone.